Neltuma alba is the source of this 1822-nucleotide messenger RNA. Its product is annotated as phosphatidylinositol:ceramide inositolphosphotransferase 1. Gene Ontology annotation, cellular component: Golgi membrane; endoplasmic reticulum membrane; plasma membrane. The coding region runs from base 654 to 1601 and encodes 315 amino acids. Gene Ontology annotation, molecular function: sphingomyelin synthase activity; inositol phosphoceramide synthase activity; ceramide cholinephosphotransferase activity. The transcript is spliced from 12 exons. NCBI's taxonomy places the organism in Eukaryota, Viridiplantae, Streptophyta, Magnoliopsida, Fabales, Fabaceae. Gene Ontology annotation, biological process: ceramide biosynthetic process. The record is from RefSeq and is a predicted model, not a curated record.
GUUUAGGAAAAGCGGUAAGCGGCGAUGUUUCUCACUUUCACUUUGUUUUGGUUUUCUUCAUUUCCAUCGCAAAAAAUUUAUGUAAGUUGUCAAAAUCCCAAUAUAUAAAUGUAUGCGAAAAACGUCUGCCCCUGUAUAUUAUUUUUCUUCGAUUCUCAACUGUCACUCCGGGUUCAACUCGCGUGCAUAGAAGUCAGACAAAGCAAGCAAGGAAGAGAGAAUCGGAGGUACAUAACGAAAGGGAGGGAGCAAGUGGGCGAAGCCCCUUUGACAUUAGAGCCCCCAUUUCAGUUUCGAAAAAUUCUCUCCCUUGAUUCUUUCAAUUCAAUUCUUAUUCUUUUCUCUGAUCAUCUGGGCACUCUUGAUCUCCAUCACUAUAGUGUACUCAUUUACUUCUCAGAUCUUCUCUUGUUUGAGUAUCGGGUUCCAGUACCCUGCCUGUUCCUCCCUGAUUCUGCUUCCCGGGAGUGUUUAUUACAGGCGAAGGGUGGGUUUAACAGACUAAGAAAGAGAACAAGUGGUUAAUUGUAUCUGGAUUUUGACGAGAUUGUUGAGGGAAAUCAUGUUGACCUUAGGGGUGUGGUUAUGAAGUAAUAUGGAAGUGAUCAUUACACGCUUAAAAGAAGAAAAAGAGCGAGAAGAAAAAGAACAACAUGUCGCUUUACAUUGGUCGCGAGGCUUCAAAGCUAUGGAAGAGAUUUUGCUCAGAGGCAAGCACGGAGAUCAACCUUCUUGCGGAGAAUUGGAAAUACCUUCUUGCUGGCGUUGCUUUUCAGUACAUACAUGGCCUGGCUGCGCGAGGUGUUCAUUAUUUUCAUAGGCCUGGCCCUAUUCUUCAGGAUGUUGGGUUCUAUAUUCUGCCGGAGCUUGGACAAGAAAAAGCUUACAUUAGCGAAACCCUGUUUACCUUUAUCUUUUUAUCUUUUUUUCUGUGGACGUUUCAUCCUCUGAUUUUGAAGAGCAAAAAGAUCUACACCGUUCUAAUAUGGUGCAGGGUCCUAGCAUUCUUAGUUGCUUGUCAAUGUCUUCGGAUUAUCACGUUUUAUUCUACACAGCUUCCUGGUCCAAACUAUCAUUGCCGCCAGGGUUCAAAGCAUGCCACUCUGCCUCGCCCAGACAGUGUCCUUGAAGUCCUCUUGAUUAAUUUUCCUCGUGGUGUGCUCUAUGGAUGUGGUGAUUUGAUAUUUUCAUCACACAUGAUCUUUAGUUUAGUCUUCGUGCUUACAUAUCAGAAAUAUGGCACGCGGAGGUUUGUCAAGCAAUUAGCAUGGCUUCUUGCUGUGAUUCAGAGCCUUUUGAUUAUAGCAUCUCGUAAACAUUAUACAGUUGAUAUAGUUGUUGCCUGGUAUACUGUUAAUAUGGUCGUCUUUUUUAUUGACAAGAAAUUACCAGAAAUGCCGGACCGUUCCAUUGCAUCAGCCACCAUGCUGCUACCGUUGAGCACUAAAGACAAGGAUGGCAGGAUCAAAGAAGAAAACCACAAGCUCUUAAAUGGGAGUUCUGGAGACCCUACAGAUAGGAGGCAGAGAACUCAGGUAAACGGCAAGACUCUGGAAGAUGGCAAUACGUUUCAAGCUGACUUUGCAACGAAUGGCUCAUAGAUAGAGGGACUGCUUCUACACAAAUGAAACGGCGAGGACCCAACCUUCAAUUACAAGAUUCUGUUACUUGAUCAACCACUUAAUUUAUAAAAUAGAAACCUAAUUUGUAUUCACUGGAAUAGUGGCUCGACUAUUGUGUCAUUUCAGUUUAUGUAAAUAUGUUCAACAGUUUCUCCAUGAUAUGGUUGCAUUCUCUAUGGAAUAAUAAAUGUUAUCGCAAA